AUGAAUAGGCCUUCAAGAUUUUACAGAGUACUGGCAGGUCUUUUAGUCUACAUAUCUUGUGUAGUUUUCACCAGUGCAGAUCCCACCGGUAUAGAUUACAUUUGCGGCGAAAACGUCAUUCUUCAACAAAACAUACAAAAUUCCUAUACGAGUGCCUGUUACGCCCUCGUGAAACCAGAGGUAAGAUCAAAAUACCCAGCAGUAUACGAUGGAUCAACUACCUUUCAUGUUUUUGACGCUGUCCUGUUCGCCUGGCCUCUUUUAAAAAAUAACAAAGUAUAUGCUAAAGGGCUUCCUGGAGAUCUUCGUUUAAUCAUAGACUCAAGCUGCAAUUUCUUUGGAAUCAUCAUCAGAUCCAAAACUUCACCAGACCGACGUUGCUAUCCACACAUAGAACUACCGAGAGAAAAUGAUCUCUUUCACAGCCGUGACGUAAGAAUGCUACCAGGAUUCCGUGGCUACAAAUGUGAUAAAAGAAUAUAUGAUAUUAUACGACUAGAGUAUGUCCUUCAAGAGACUCUCAAAAAAUAUAAGAUUUGGGAAUCUCAGAAUAGUGUUAGCAUUCCCAAAGGACUAACAGCUAUUGAUCAGCUGUUUGGAGAAAGUGUCUUGUUGCUUCCAAGCCAAGUUAUCAAUUCUCCAGCAGAGAUUAACCAUUUGCCUCUCUAUCUAAGCCUUAUGGUGAUAGAUUCUCAGCAUCAGUUAUUAGGUAUGGUAAACAGAGUCGGCACGCGAUGGGAAAAGUGUGCUGUCCUCUGGGAGAGAGAGCCGGAACUACCCCGGGUCGUGGAUCGGACAAGAAAUUCAAUUGGCGAGCGACUUUUCAGUGGUGCGGGCGGUUACAGAUGCAAAUCACUCCUAUUUACCCGCGAGUCGGUUAAUAGCCACAUGCAGGUAGCCUGCACGUUAAUAACGCCGCCAGAUGGCAUUCCCGCUAGCAAUUGGAAAAUUAAUCUUACUUCAUUGGGAAUUAAACCCAUUAUAGGGAAACAUGAACUUUGGAAAAUGAAUUUGAAACUGCCAGAAUCAAAUGAACCUGUUGAUGUGAUAAAUACAAAGAUUUCGAACAAAGCCGUCAUUGUUCUCGAUCAGCAAUGUAAUUUCUACGGGGUUUAUUGGCACGCUUUCAAAGUUCUUACAUUAUGCGUCGACCUAUCACUUUUCCCUUCGCCUAAAAGACCGAGGUACAAAAGCUAA
This is a messenger RNA of Blumeria graminis f. sp. triticale, 1197 nucleotides long. The record is from the annotation of a GenBank genome assembly. NCBI's taxonomy places the organism in Eukaryota, Fungi, Ascomycota, Leotiomycetes, Helotiales, Erysiphaceae.